Molecule: messenger RNA, 510 nt
Organism: Onthophagus taurus
Lineage: Eukaryota; Metazoa; Arthropoda; Insecta; Coleoptera; Scarabaeidae
Product: KRAB-A domain-containing protein 2-like
Biological process (GO): DNA integration
Molecular function (GO): nucleic acid binding
Source: RefSeq, a predicted model, not a curated record
AUGAGAAUAAACUUUAAUGCGCAAAUGAAAGAAUACUGCAAUAAGAGUGAAAAUGUCGUAAAGAAGCCUUGGACAAAAGCAACUGUGGAAGAAGCAAUUCGAGAAAUUUUGGAUGCAAAUAACCCUGAAAAAAAGAAGACUAGUAGACAAUAUGGAUUAACCAGAAAAUACGACACAAUGGAGAUUGGCGAAACAAGAGUUUUAAUCAAAAAAAGAAGAAGUAAUGAGGAUCCUGUAGUAGUAAUGAUUCCGGUUGAAGAAUACUUUGACAGACUUCUUCAAUGUCACCGUGCCACUGGACAUGGAGGAAGAUAUAAAAUGCUGUUUGAAUUAAAAAAUAAAUUUUACAUUCCCAGACCAGCAGUUGAAAUGUUUGUAUCGCUUUGUAAAAUGUGUAAUACGAAGAAAUCUCAACAACAACGAAAUAUUGUGGUAAGACCAAUCACAACACAAGAUUUUAACCUUCGCAGUCAAGUUGAUUUGAUCGACUUUCAAUCAACUCCAUGUUGA